CCAGAUCUGACAGCCACCCACAUCAGCUGGCAGCCCUCGCUGAACGCGCGAGCGCACCGCACCGACAGGUACGCCAACACCGAGCUGACCGUGCGGCGGGGACAAGGCUUCACCAUCACCCUCUACUUCAACAGGCCAAAGCAGGCUGGGGAGAGCCUAGCAUUUAUCACUGAAAUAGGACCAGCCCCCUCAGAAUCACAUCGUACAAAGGCUGUGUUUAACCUCUCUGAGGUGGGGGCCAGUGGCUGGAGUGCUGUGCAAGUACCCAGUGAGGCUGGCUCCAUGAACUUUACAAUCUCCAGCCCAGCCAAUGCUGUCAUUGGACGAUACAAUCUCACCCUCCAGGUAACCUCAGGGAACAAGAUCUUCACCAGAUUCCUGGGGCAGUUUGUGUUACUCUUCAACCCCUGGUGCCCAGGUGAUGAUGUCUACGUGGCUAAUGAAAAUGAGAGACAAGAGUAUGUUCUGAAUGAAAAUGGAAUCAUCUUUGUGGGCAAUGCAAGGUACAUUGAGGCAAGAGGAUGGUACUACGGGCAGUUUCAAGACCACCUGCUGAACAUCUGUCUCACCAUGCUUGACCUGAGCCUGUACUACCGUCAGAGCCCAGCCAUCGACGUGUCCCGCAGAGGGGAUCCCAAAUACGUGGGGAGAGUAAUCAGCUCCAUGAUCAAUGGAAACGACAACGACAAUGGAGUUCUCCUGGGAAAGUGGCAAGGAAGCUUCCAUUCCCAUGAGAACCCCUCCAGAUGGGAUGGCAGUGUGGUAAUCCUCCAGAAGUGGCGGCAGGACAACUACAGACCUGUGCAGUAUGGCCAGUGCUGGGUUUUUGCAGGCGUGAUGUGUACAGUUCUGAGGUGCUUGGGGAUUCCAACUCGUUUGGUUUCAAAUUUUAACUCUGCCCAUGAUGUGGAUAGAAACCUGAGCAUUGAUAAGUACUAUGACAGCUCUGGAAAGAGUCUCAACAUCGGAAAGGAUUCCACAUGGGAUUACCAUGUCUGGAAUGAGAGCUGGUUCCUUCGCCCAGACCUGGGAGCAGCAUACAAUGGGUGGCAGGUUUUAGAUGCCACCCCACAAGAGCAAAGCAAAGGAUUGUUUCAGUGUGGCCCUGCAUCUGUUGUAGCCAUCAAAGAAGGUGAUGUAGACUUGGACUACGACACCUUGUUUGUGUAUACAGAGGUGAAUGCUGACUGCAACAGGUGGAUCGUGUACAAUGAUGGAACUAAGAAAAGAGUUUACUGUGAUACUGAAAUCAUUGGCAGAUCUAUCAGCACCAAAGCUAUAGGCAGCAAUUCCCGUGUGGAUAUCACCUAUAAUUACAAAUAUCCAGAAGGUUCUGCUGAGGAAAGACAAGUUUAUAAGAAAGCCUUGGCCAAGAUAUUUGGAUCCAGCUUCACAGAAGGACGCACAGAAUCUCCAUCAGAGAGAAUCAGAAACCCUGGGAUCGCAGGGAAAUUCAAGCUGGCUGAACCCCCACUCUUUGGCAAAGAUAUUAACCUGAUCUUAAUUCUCAACAACCUCUCUUCUGACCACAAGACUGUGAAGGUGGACAUGAGUGCAUCAACCAUCCUGUACACAAGGAGAACAGUGGCAGAGAUCCUGAAGGCAACCACUUCUGUGGAUCUUGGCUCUAAACAAGGGAAAAACAUCCGGGUAAAGAUCCCUUAUUCCUACUACGGGAAGUACCUGACCACUGACAAAAGGAUCCAAGUGACUGCUCUGUGUGAAGUCAUGCACAUGAAUGGGGCAAAGCUGCUGGUAGAGAAGACAAUCAUUUUAGAGGACACAAACAUUAUCAUUAAGAUCCCCCGGCGGAUUGUCGUCAACAAAGCUGCUACUCUGGAGAUCUCCUACGCCAACCCCCUCCCUGAGCCGGUGGACCGCUGCGUGCUGCUGGUGACUCUGAUGAACCAACAGGUCAAGAUACGCCUGGCACCACUGGCAGCGAGGGAGAGAUCCAAAAUUUAUUUUGAAUUCACACCUCGCAGGACUGGGCCUCUGCAGCUGCAAGUAGACUUCUCUUGUGACAAAUUUGCACACGUGAAGGGAUUUGUAACCAUUGCAGUAGCACCUGCAUAA
Molecule: messenger RNA, 2076 nt
Organism: Indicator indicator
Lineage: Eukaryota; Metazoa; Chordata; Aves; Piciformes; Indicatoridae
Product: protein-glutamine gamma-glutamyltransferase 6-like
Exons: 12
Biological process (GO): peptide cross-linking
Molecular function (GO): protein-glutamine gamma-glutamyltransferase activity
Source: RefSeq, a predicted model, not a curated record